GUAAAAAUAAUAAUCACACAGAAACAGAAAUCUGUGUAGUUAUAUACAUCAACUUCCUUCUUUCCCUCUCCCUCUCUCUUUUUCUCUCUCCCUCUUUUUCAAUCUUUUCUGACUUUCACAAAAAUGUCUAAUUGCGACGAACCCAUGGAGGAGUACGCGGAGCCCGUCGAAGAAACUAAUGGUCAUUCGUUUUACAGAGUGAAACAACGGUUAAAAGAUCGAUCUAAGAAAGUGGCGCAAACGAAAGAGAUUUUGUCUAAGCAAGCGGUUCAGACCAAGGAGAUCCUGUCAAAACAGGCUGUGAAGAUCGCUAAACAAGCUGAAGAACAUGAAAAGUUCAUCAAUAAGGUGACGCAUCUUGUUGGGGUGCUUGGGUUUGGUGCCUUUUGCUUUCUGUUAGGAGCCAGACCUCAAGAUACUCGAUAUGUAUAUUGUUUGUUCUAUUUCAUCUUCGUUCCUCUUCGCUGGAUAUACUAUCGGUACAAGAAAUGGCAUUACUACCUCUUGGACUUCUGCUACUACGCCAAUACGAUCUUUUUGGUUGACCUUCUUCUAUAUCCAAGGAAUGAAAAGUUUUUCAUGGUUUGUUUCUCAUUUGCUGAGGGGCCAUUAGCAUGGGCACUGAUUGUUUGGCGUUGUAGCUUGGUUUUUAGUUCACUUGACAAAUUAGUCAGUGUCCUGAUACAUCUUUUACCUGGGUUGGUUUUCUUCACUAUUCGAUGGUGGGAUCCAGCAACAUUUGCAGCCAUGCAUCCUGAAGGAUCUUCUGCCAGAGCUUCUUGGCCUUAUGUAGAAAGCAAAACUUAUCUGUGGACAUGGUUGUUUGUGGUGCCCCUGGUCGCAUACUCCCUCUGGCAGCUUUUGUAUUUUCUCAUUGUCAACGUUUUACGCCGACAAAGGCUGUUAAGGGAUCCUGAAGUGAUGACUUCUUACAGAGAACUCUCGAAGAAGGCACAAAAGGCAAACAAUUUGUGGUGGCGCUUAAGCGGUUUGCUUGGGGAUCAAAAUCGAUUGUUUAUGUACAUUGUGCUCCAAGCCAUAUUUACUGUGGCUACCAUGGCACUCACAGUCCCUAUCUUCUUGUCGUAUGAAUUACAUGUAGGUUUCCAGAUCCUCAAGGUCUCUGCAUCUGUUUGGAAUGGAGGAAGCUUUUUACUUGAGGUAAUGCCUAGACAAGUGAUUCUCAAGGAGAAGAAGAAGAAAGCAGAAGUACAACCAACAGAAACACAGGUAGACCAAAUUUUAGAAGUGCAGCCAAUACAAACGCAGCUAGAUCAAUCCUUAAACCAUGACGCAGCUGCCAACAAUUCUGUUGAAAUUGUUGAGGCUUCCCAAACUUGACAGUCCAAACAGCUGUGUUUUAAUAUCCAUUUUAGUCAUUCGUUUUUGUUAUACAUGCUGUAUUCCUAGUGGUAGCUCGCUUGUAGAAAUUUACGUUUGUUUUACAGACCGAUAGGAAGGAUUGUUUUGUUUACAAAUUUAAAUUGUUUUUCUUUCUUCGGAGUACAGAACAUCAUCAGGACUCUUGAAUUGUACUCUUUUGUGGUAUCGUGCAAGACAAUCCUUUGUUUUUGUUUGUUGAA
This is a messenger RNA of Rosa rugosa (rugosa rose), 1583 nucleotides long. Its product is annotated as glycerophosphocholine acyltransferase 1. The record is from RefSeq and is a predicted model, not a curated record. The coding region runs from base 124 to 1341 and encodes 405 amino acids. Gene Ontology annotation, biological process: phosphatidylcholine biosynthetic process. The transcript is spliced from 8 exons. NCBI's taxonomy places the organism in Eukaryota, Viridiplantae, Streptophyta, Magnoliopsida, Rosales, Rosaceae.